AUGUUUUGGUCAUGGCUGUUGGAGUCUGUUCUAGUACCAUUGCCCUUUGCAGCCAAACUGCCCCUAACCGACCAACCUAAACCUACUGCUCUUUCUUUCCUGGGGAUAACGGCAUUGUCGUCGGAGAAAAGAUGCUUCUAUGUCCUCGGCGUGAACUUGUAUUCUGGAUAUUACGAUAAAAGGAAAGGAUUCUACAAGGUGUAUGGUGAUCUCUUCGAGAAAAUCUACCAACAUGAGUUGAAUUUGGCUAGGAAGUUAGGAUUCGCUACUGUGAACGAUUUUUGUCAGGAAGAUGAGUACAAAUUGACUUUGGCAUCGGACAGAAAUUCCAGACGGAUGAUGGAGGAUGUGAACAAGAAGCUGAGGAAAAAGGCGAAAAGGGAUUACAAUGUGACUGUUAGAGGAUUAGCGGAGUUUGUUAAAAGGAGAGAUAAGAGAGUGAUUGAGAUGCAGAUUAAGAGGAAUGAGGAACUGGAGAAGAAAAAUGAAGCGGGACGCAAGAGAAUGGAGGAGUUGGAAAGAGAGAAGGCUGACAGAGUGAGAAAUUACGUAGAGCCUGAGUGGUUGAGAGUAGAGGAAUUACAAGAUGGAGAAAUUGAGGAGGAGCAAGAGGAGAAGGGAGAAGAGAAGGAAUUGUACUGUGUGGUGUGUGGGAAGAAGUUCAAGAGUGAGAAACAAUGGAUAAAUCACGAGCAGUCCAAGAAGCAUAAGGAAAAUGAGAAGAUGGCAGCUUUGAGAUGA
Messenger RNA from Solanum tuberosum (potato), 741 nucleotides. RefSeq names its product dnaJ homolog subfamily C member 21-like. The coding region runs from base 1 to 741 and encodes 246 amino acids. Lineage: Eukaryota; Viridiplantae; Streptophyta; Magnoliopsida; Solanales; Solanaceae. Gene Ontology annotation, molecular function: nucleic acid binding; zinc ion binding. The transcript has 3 exons. The record is from RefSeq and is a predicted model, not a curated record.